AUGAUUUGUUUUCCAACAAAUAUUAUACCUACGGAGGCAGCUACUGUUGGAGGCAGCAGUAUUUCUCUUUCGUCGAUAUUGAGUGCCGGUCCAAGUCCUGUUCUGUCAUCGCCGUCUGCGACUUUUACGUCGACACAGCAGCGUCAAAUGCAACAACAACAUCUGUUUGCUCUUCUAAAGUUGGAUAAUAUGUCGAAAACGGGUCACAUAGGGGAUCCUGCGUCUGUAUUGUCCAAUGACCUCUUUGGCGCUGCCGAUCUUCAUCAUAGUAAUGACGAAAGAAAGGCAAAUGAAAAUGACGAUGAAAACGAGAAUAAGUCUGAAAAUUUGACCCUAAAGCGUGCUGCUACUACUACCCUAUUGGAAACUGCAGGCUACGUGUCCGAUGAUGGCCUACAAUAUGAGAAGGCUCUGGCAGCGGUUGUCUCAAAUGCACCGAAUGCUCACCAGUCGUCUCUGGAUAACAACAAUAUAGAUUGUCCAAAAGAAUGUAAAUGCCUUAAUGACUACUUUGACUGUGGAAAAAAACUUUUAGACCAUGUCCCGCCAUUUCCAAACUAUGUACAAGUCAUUGACCUUCUUGGGAAUAAACUUAAUGACACGACGGUAUUGCAAAUACACAAUCUUCCGGAUCUUAAUAAACUAGUUUUAAAGCGGAACCAACUGGAGAAAAUACCAGUGUUUGUUGGCCUCACGUCACUGAAGCAGCUAAGUCUGGCGCACAACCGUAUACAAAGGAUUUCUUCUGAGGCACUUGCUGCUUUGCCGAAAUUGAAGUCAUUGGAUUUAUCGAAAAACUACCUGCAUGCAAUUGAAUCGGAUUAUUUUCCGAACACAAACCGUCUGGUCCACUUAAUACUAAAUGGAAAUGAAAUUUCGGGCAUUGCGGAAAAUGCAUUUGAAAAUCUAUCAUAUCUGCAGGAUAUUGAAUUGAAUAACAACCACUUGACUACGCUGCCCGGAGGCGUAUUUAAGAACAUGGGUAAAUUGCGUAAACUGUCCUUGAAUUAUAACCAGCUGGAAAUUAAUUGGUCCACUUUUCGAGGCUUGACCUCGUUGCAGAAGCUAUUCCUGAAGUCGAAUAAUAUUCGUAUACUCCAGGAUGGUGUGUUCCACGUCAUGCAAUCAAUCGAAACUAUAGAACUGGAUCACAAUGGCAUUAGCUCUCUAAGCCGCCAAGGCUUGUUCAAUUUGACGAAGUUGCGUUAUUUAAGUCUGUCAAAUAAUUCAAUAUCUCGUAUUGAAGUGGACACCUGGGAGUUCACUCAGUCGCUAACCAGUCUAGAUCUCUCCCAUAACAAUAUAAGUGAUUUCAAGCCACAACACUUGGAUUGCCUGCAGCGCCUGAAAUAUCUAAACUUGGCCCAUAACAAGAUACAUUAUUUAAUGGAGAAUACUUUCGACUGUGUUAAAAAUUUAGAAGACUUGAAUUUGCGCCGAAACAGAUUAUCGUGGAUAAUUGAGGACCCUGGGGCAGGGCCGCCAUUCAAGUCAUUGCGUAAACUGAAGAAAUUGGAUUUGUACGGCAAUAAUUUGAAGCAAAUCAAUAGCAAGUCAUUGAGUGGCCUUUCAAGUUUAGAGUCCCUGAAUCUGGGAGGAAAUGCCUUAGCUUCAAUACAAACGUCAGCUUUCGAUCACUUGAGUCAUCUGCAGAAGCUCACUUUCAAAUCGCUAAAUUUUAUUUGUGAUUGUGAAAUUUUGGGAUUUAAACGUUGGCUUACGAAACAUUUACUAUCAACCGGCCAACAGUCGCCGGUACAUCCUUCUCAAGCGGUGUGUGGCUACCCCGAACAUCUACUUGAUCGGGAAUUACUAUCGCUGCAACAGAACGAACUAAUAUGUGACGAAACUCCGAAACCAAAAUUGUCCCACGAGCCUUCCAAUCAGUUAGCCGUUAAAGGAGCUAAUAUUACAAUGGAAUGUCGAGCUACCUCUCCAAGAGCAGCAUCUAUUUCGGCGACAGAUGAAUUGAAAAUUAAAUGGCGGCACGAUAAUCGCAAUAUAAAGGAAAAAGACCGUAGCUCAACCUUCGUCAGUUCUUCGCAAAGUGGUUCAUCGUACGCAACAACGGACACGCAGAUUUACAAUGACCCGUCUAACAACCACACCACAAUUAUUGGCUACUUGCGUUUGUUUAAUGUCAGCUAUGAACUGGCUGGGAAGUACCAGUGUGUCGUAUCGAAUGCGUUUGGAACGACGUAUUCACAGAAAUUUAAAAUUUCUAUUGGAAUUCAUCCUUCUUUUCUGCAAAUUCCAUCUAAUCUAACAAUUGAUUCCGGUGACACUGCCAGAUUGGUUUGUUCUGCAACUGGUGACCCCACGCCUGUAAUUGCAUUGCAAAAAUUUGGAGCAAGUGAUUUCCCAGCCGCAACAGAGCGCCGUUUACAAGUAUUGAGGGAGGAAAAUGCAUUUGUUAUUACGAAUGCGAAGCCCAUCGAUAGUGGAAUUUACACUUGCACUGCAGAAAGUCCAGCAGGCGAAAUCAAAGUAAAUGCAACCUUGAUAGUAAAUGACAAACCGCAACCUCAUAUACCUGUAGUAAUUAAGGAAAUAGCUGUAGGUAAGUCUAGCGUCCUUGAGUGCCUUAGCGAAUUCGCCUUCGAACUAAAUCAACCUCGCCGUGAAUGGUACAAGGACAAUAAGCCCUUCCAUAUAACACCUACAUUCGACUCAGAGCGGUAUUAUUUUACAACUGAAAAGGAGCUUUUGAUCAUCGUUAAUACACAGUCAGCUGACUCCGGACAUUACCGCUGUGAAAUUACGGACAACUCAAAAACAUACACAAUGCAAAUGGACCUAAUAGUGGUCAAGGAAUACUUUAGUCAACGUGUUAUUAUCGUCGGGGUGGUAUUGGUGACGCUGACUUGUAUAGUGGUUGGCUCCCUCGUAGUUUGGAUCGUAUUAUUUUACCAAAAGAGGAAACUGUGUAGGCAUUCUGGGCAACAUAAUGGUCCCGGCAGUGGGUCCCGGGUUGCUGCUGCCCAAGACUCGAUUCUGGACCAAACGCAAAUGACAACACUCAAUCGAACAUACAUUAGAUCGAAUAGAGACCCAUGUCACCAGCGGCCAAGAAGUUUGGCCACUUUAGAGUUGAACUCUGGUCGUUAUCUCGCCGAUGCCGACGACGAUGUCAAUGCAGCAACGGCCGAGCAACGAAGUUGUUUGAUCGUCAGCGCCACUCCCAAUUACAAUCAACUGCUUAUGCAACAUAACAUUCGGGAUAGUCGCAACGUUCAAAAAAGUCUUAGAGAUGAUGACGAAGAUCUAACUUUGGAAUACUUAGGCUUAAAUACGUCACAUGACACAGACCCCCAACAGGAUCACUUGUCCAGCAAGGACUCAGGUACAGGUUCUGAUGCAGCCAAUAAGCGCAGUUUGGAUGAUUUUUCUGUUUCUUUAAUAUCGGCCCACGCGUCUACUCCUACAGCUACUGUUUCGACAAUGAAGCCACAUCCAAAUAUGUCCCCUGCUAAAGCGGAAGACGGUGAAGAUAAUGGUUACAAUGCAGAGACAAAGGUGAUUGCCCAUGAAGACAGCGACGAUUUAGUCGCUUCACCGACAUUGGGCAUUUCAUUGUAUACUAUAGAAGCUAACAUUACGCCGCUCAACAACAAUGGCUCGCCUAUCAGCAAAGGAUGCUUGAAAACUUCCAGCGAUAACAUUAAUGAAAGUGGCUCUCCGAAUUUACAGACUUCUUUACUUUGCGACAACAAUGCAGGAAAUUGCCCGAAGCCGGUAGCAAGUUCCCCUCAAUGUCAUGCGGAAACGCAAAUGGUGGACAUUUAA
Messenger RNA from Musca vetustissima, 3786 nucleotides. RefSeq names its product leucine-rich repeats and immunoglobulin-like domains protein 3 (gene lbk). The transcript has 8 exons. The record is from RefSeq and is a predicted model, not a curated record. Gene Ontology annotation, molecular function: protein binding. NCBI's taxonomy places the organism in Eukaryota, Metazoa, Arthropoda, Insecta, Diptera, Muscidae. The coding region runs from base 1 to 3786 and encodes 1261 amino acids.